AUGCCUCAUCAAAAUGAACCCAAAUCCUCUAAAUUACUCGUGACCGGCGUCGUGUCUUUUUACUUGGUCGCUGCACUCGCUAUGGUCGUGGCAAAUAAGAAGGUCCUGAACGAGACAACGACGCCGUUAUUCUUCCUAUUUUGCCAGCUGUUCAUAGCGGUCAUCCUUUUCCUCGCCUCAGACGCCCUCCGACUUCUACCUGACCGCCUAACUUUCGACAUUAAUACCUGCAAAGGCCUUGUUCCUAUGGUAUCCCUUAAUGUCGUGGGACUCAGUCUUAGUAACUAUACCCUCGCCCAUGUCGAUGCUUCGUUCUACCAAGUCGCCCGGGGUCUCGUCCUACCAUUCACGGUCGUUGCUACACUCGUUUUCCUGCACUCCACACCUUCCGUUCGAAUCAUCCUAGCGUGCUCUUUGGUCACGGCCGGAUUCUUUGUCGGAGUAUUCCUUGACGGCGUAAGACCCUCCAUGGUUGGAGUCGCGUUCGGUGUUGCUUCUUCUCUAAUCACUGCAGUCCACUCGGUGGUUAUCAAGAAAAGUCUUGCUGUAGUUAACGGGAGCGCGCUCAUGCUCUCGUGGUACACCAACCUACUGAGCGCCAUCGUCCUCAUUCCGAUAUUGAUUCUGGUUGGCGAGGUACCAGGGAUAAUGAAACUACUUGUCGGGGAGUUCACCGGGGUAGAUGGCACCACCAGUCCUUUGAAAAUCUUCCUAUGGGGUUCCCUUAUCACCGGUUGUCUGGGAUUCCUGAUGUCCAUCGCCAGCCUUUUAUCUAUCAAGGUCACAUCCCCCAUCACGCACAUGAUCUCAUCCGCAGUACGGGGCGUCGCUGCUUCGAUGCUGGGCAAAUGGUACUUUGGUGACAUCAUAACAACCGGGCGGGCUUCUUCGAUAGGUAUCAUCCUUCUUGGUUCCGCAUAUUACACUUGGGUGAAGCACCAAGAGUCUCAAACCGGUGCUAAGGGUUCUGAGGCUCCUCAAGCCUCGUCACGCGACGGGCGAGGGUCCUACGAACGUGUUAAAAUGGAUGAGCUAGAUCUUGAGGCGGCGAAGAAGGAAACGAAACCGGAGUAG
This is a messenger RNA of Pleurotus ostreatus (oyster mushroom), 1074 nucleotides long. RefSeq lists its product as uncharacterized. Bases 1 to 1074 code for a protein of 357 amino acids. Gene Ontology annotation, biological process: GDP-fucose import into Golgi lumen; protein O-linked glycosylation via fucose. Gene Ontology annotation, cellular component: Golgi apparatus. The record is from RefSeq and is a predicted model, not a curated record. The transcript is spliced from 7 exons. Lineage: Eukaryota; Fungi; Basidiomycota; Agaricomycetes; Agaricales; Pleurotaceae. Gene Ontology annotation, molecular function: antiporter activity.